Lactuca saligna is the source of this 678-nucleotide messenger RNA. NCBI's taxonomy places the organism in Eukaryota, Viridiplantae, Streptophyta, Magnoliopsida, Asterales, Asteraceae. The record is from the annotation of a GenBank genome assembly.
AUGGCUUAUCGACAACUUAUUGUUCCUCUUCUCGAUCCUUCCUCCGCUAUCGAUCCUUCCGCCGCUAUCGGCACAGCGACGCGUCCUAAAAUGAGCCGAGCCGGUAACUAUGCGGUGUUUGUCAUUGCUAUGCUUGGGCCGGCGUUAUCAUUUGAUGUUCAACCAGAUAACUUCAAUGUGGUUCUUAAUCUCUCUGUUACCCUAGCGGCCUGCGUCAUAUUCACUGAAGUCUGCUCUUUCCUUGUUGAAACGAGCGAUAAAGUUAGGAAUAGCCUUAAGUUGAUUAAACUAGGAAUGAUUCGGAUGUCCAUGGUCUCAAUCGGUAUCGGAUAUCUCUUUCUGGCCUCAGACAAAAGCCACAAAAAUCUGCGCAUCAACAAUGUCAUAAUUCGUCCAAUCCCUGCAGUUUUAAUUUUCAAGUGUCGUAGAUCGAGGAUCGUUUCUGGAGAUCUAUUGGGUGCUAUCUGGAACCUGCUACGAUUCAUAUGGAAGCAUCCGAUUGUCUCGUUAGUCGUCCUUUCCAUUGUUUUGGCUGCUCCAAUUUCAAUCCUCUUCAAUCAUUUGGUUGGGGUUGCUGUUUUGGUUUGCAUUGUUCUAUUUGGUUUGCUACUUAAAAUGUUCAUAGGCUCUGAAUCCUCAGGUAAAUUCUCGAUUACCUGGUUUCCUUUGAUGGCCUGA